This is a messenger RNA of Mirounga angustirostris (Northern elephant seal), 8710 nucleotides long. It is a transcript of the gene CCDC82, whose product is annotated as coiled-coil domain containing 82. Gene Ontology annotation, cellular component: nucleus. The record is from RefSeq and is a predicted model, not a curated record. Bases 273 to 1841 code for a protein of 522 amino acids. Lineage: Eukaryota; Metazoa; Chordata; Mammalia; Carnivora; Phocidae. The transcript has 9 exons.
CCCGGAAGGAGGAGGAGCGUCGCCAGUCUGGAGUGGGUACCUGGGGCGGAGGCAAAGGCCGAGGAGCUUUGAAAGACUCUUGUUGGUUUUCUGGGUGCGGAGCUCUUCUGGGGCCUGGGGGUUUGUGUCGUCCCUCGCACGUCAUCGUGAAGCUCUAAGGGUCCGGUUUCCUAGCUACGGUGCCCCUCUCUCCCGGAGGCAGAGCAGCGGACUGGCGGGCGUGCUGCGCUGGGUGCCUGCGUUCCGCCCAAGAGCCAGAAGCUUAAGUGAAAAUGGUACAUGUUAGAAGACACGAAACAAGGAAAAAUUCUACAACUCAAGAGCAUGAGCAGAAAUCUCGAGUUGAUUGGAGGCGGACUAAAAGAAGUAGUAUCUCACAGUUAUUUGAUAGUGACGAAGAGCUUGACAGUGACGAAGAGUUUGAUAGCGACGAAGAGCUUGACAGUGAUGAAGAGCUUGACAGUGAUGAAGAGCUUGAUGAUAACAAGGGGUUUGAUAGUAAUAAAAAGCCGGAAAAUGAAAGAGAACUUAGAUUAAUUAAAGUUGAAAGUGAAAGUAGUAACUGUGAGCAUCUCAUGAACACUGGCAACAGUUCAGCAUAUGAAGAAGAAAAGAACAAAAACAAAUAUAGAAGUGUUGACUUACCAGAUCAUGGAAAACAUUCAAGUCAAGAGGAGGAUGAUCUCAACAAACACACUGGACAAAUAAUAGAAGAGGACUUAGAAGAAGAACACAUCAAGCGAGGGAAGAGAAAAAGGAUCUCCUCUGUUAUGUAUGACAGUGAUGAGAGUGAUGAUAGUGAUAUCCUAGUUAGAAAAGUAGGUGUUAAACGUCCACGUAGAGUGGUUGAAGAUGAAUGUUCUUCAGUUGAGAUGGAGCAAAAAGAACCUGAAAAAACUCUAGCUGCAAGAAAGCGAGAACAACUCCAGAAACUGAAAGAACUCUCAAAACAAAGAUCUCGUCAGAGACGAAAUAGUAGUAGAGAUUUUGAGGACUCUGAAAAGGAAUCCUGCCCAAGCAGUGAUGAAAAUGAUGAUGAUGAUGAGGAGGAGGAGGAGGAGGAGGAGGAGGAGGAUUAUGAAUAUGAUGAAGAUGGAGAUGAUUAUAUUAUUGAUGACUUUGUAGUUCAAGAUGAGGAAGGUGAUGAAGAGAAUAAAAGCCAGCGAGGAGAAAAAUUGACUACAUCACAACUGAAAUUAGUAAAACAGAAUUCUCUUUAUUCUUUUAAUGACCACUAUACUCACUUUGAAAGAGUUGUGAAGGCUCUUCUGAUCAAUGCUUUAGAUGGAUCUUUUCUGGGAACAUUGUAUGAUGGCACCAGACAAAAAUCAUAUGCACAAGAUAUGUUGACAUCUCUCCAUUAUUUGGAUAACCGCUUUGUUCAGCCUCGUCUAGAGAGUUUAGCUUCUAGAAGUCGUUGGAAAGAGCAAUAUAAGGAGCGGGUGGAAAAUUAUUCUAAUGUAAGUAUCCAUUUGAAGAAUCCUGAAAACUGUUCCUGCCAGGCCUGUGGAUUGCAUCGCCACUGCAGAUACUCAGUGCAUUUAUCAGGAAAGUUGUACAACACCAGGACUAUGGAAACAGAUGAUUUCAUGUCACAUGAUAAACAGGUGUUUACUGUUGGCAGAAUUUGUGCUGAUCGUACCCGAAUUUAUCAUAAACUAAAACAUUUUAAGUUCAAGCUGUACCAGGAAUGUUGCUCCAUUGCAAAGACAGAAGAAGUUGAAGAUGAACAGGUUAAAGAAACAGUGGAAAGAAUUUUCAGUCAGUCAAAAGAAAGUGGCUGGAUUAAGGAGAACAGUUCUUGUGACCCGAGAGUGAAGAAGCACCUGGUACCAAUCUGAGGAAAGGAUCUCGGCUGCCAGUUCUAAUACCCCCCACAUCCUCUUCUUGAGGACAUGGGCUGAGCAGUGAGCACUGUAACUGAAGAUCAAGGGGAAUGCAGAGGUUUCAGGCCACGGCACUGAUUUUGAUCCCCCCAAAUCCUGUUGAUCACUAAGUUUGAUAUCAGGGAUAAAGUGGGGGUUUUGAAGAGUGCACUGGAUUCCCGAAGAUCUGCUGGCAGCUCAUAAGCUCUGGUCUGCUCACAGAGCUUUUAGAAUUGUUUAUGGUACUUGGAAAGAAUGCUAAUAUGAUUGCAAUCUUCUAAAACAAGUCUAGUUACGUGAAUGUAUGAGAGAAAACAUAGUAGAUUUUCAGGCAACUCAGAUCAACAGUAUAUUUAAUCUUUAAAAAAAAAAAAAGCCUGACUUGAGAUCUGUUGCCUAGGUUAUUUAUACCAUAAGGGAAUUUGUAAAAGAGGAAGAUAAAAAAGAAGAGAGCUCAGUGAAUAAACUUACAAGCAGAGGGAAAGAAAAAGAGAACAAACAACAGGAACUUGUCAGGACACGUCAUGUCCCGCAGAGGUCUCCCAGUCUGGACAGUGACAUCAGAACUGGUUUCCCUUCUGACAGUUCUCCUCCCACCACAAGCCCCCACCUGGUGAUCUCUCUGCUUCCCCCGCCGCCCCCCCAUCUGGAACCUUCCGUAGUCUUUCUCUCAUUUUACUCUCCUCAGCUUUUUAUCUUUUACUUUGCUUCGACUUCUCUCCCAGUGCUUUCCUCCCUGUCCUCCUCUGUGCUUUUCUAUUAGCCUUAGGGAGGAGCCAUGACUUAUCCAGUAAGUCCCAUCUUCAUUUUCCAUGAUGACAUGAAAUUCUUAGCUGCUUUUAUGGGUGCAUUUAAGGGUUGCCAACCCUCCAGUGGAGUUGAAAAGCCUAUUGGGACACCAUUUUUUAAAAAAUUGUGUAGAAAAAUCACUGCGCAUGUACUAUACAUAUUAUGUAAUAAUAGUAUAAAUGGGGAAGAACGUUAAAAAAAAUUUUUUUUUAAAGAUUUUAUUUAUUUGACACAGAGAGAGAGAGCGAGAGAGGGGACACAAGCAGGGGGAGUGGGAGAGGGAGAAGCAGGCUUCCCACUGAGCAGAGAGCCUGAUGUGGGGCUCGAUUCCAGGACCCUGGGAUCAUGACCUGAGCCGAAGGCAGACGCUCAAUGACUAAGCCACCCAGGCGCCCCAAGAACGUUAAACUCCUUGCAGAGAAAAACUAAAAGCACUUCCAGAUCAUGAACCUUAGAAAAAGCUUAACAGGAUUUCUAAAAGAAGGGACCUGGAAUAAGAAAAAAUACUCUUAGGAAGAAAAAAGCCAAGUGUUCUAUUAUGCUUCAAGAACAACACUUAGUAGUGGACAGUUAAAGUAGUUCAAGAUCAUGCCAGUCUAGGACAGCAUGCACCUUUUUUUCCACUUGCAAUACCAAAGAGCUUCAUUUUCUUUUUGGGAUCCCUCCUGUUUUAAAAAUAUUUAUCUAUAAAUUUUCUCAAAAGAUGUCCUAGAAACUAAAGUUCAGAGCCACUGUAAACCCAUAUGCAGCUUUCUGUGCUGUGAUUAAACUUCAGAAUUUAUCAAGUGCUCUGACAUUUCUCAGCGUCACUCCACCUACCCCUCAGAGAAUGUGAGUGUCCUUGUGUGACAGCCUUGCAUGUGCUUGUGACGCACACCUUCUUCCUUGGUUGCAGGCUCAUGGCCAUAGCUACCCUAACCCUUCUGAAUGCCAGGGCUCAAUGCUGCUUGAGUUGCCCUAUCUGUGGCCCUUUUUGCUCUUACUUCCUAAUUAUUAUGUCAACCCCUUCUUUUACCUCACACAAACUAUCUGGUCCUGGCUUUCCUCCCAGCUUGUAUUACACACCUUGCUUUUUCCCUUACCUGCCCCUUCCUCCUCCAAGCGUUUUUCUUCCCUUGUCUCAGGAUAUCUCAGCGUAUCUUCCCAAAGACCUGCCAACUAGACUGACUUCAUUCUUCUUGUUCCUCCUCCUAACAAUUGAGCUAGGAUGAUCUGUUUUUAACCUAGGAUGACAUUAAAGGGUAGGAGCUACUUGAGUGUAAGAAAGGAAUGAAUGAUAAGAAAAUUAUAAUAAAACCAAAACCUAUAAUAAAUAUAAUAAAAGUAAUUGUCUCAUUCUAAAUUUGACUGGAAGAACAUACUAUCAUAUGCCACUGGCUAAAUUCUAAUGAAUGUUUCUUGUUAAGAAGAAAGUGAAUGUGAUGAUGGGAUUUCCAGAGAAGCUGAAGAUAGGGUUGUUGGGAUGGGGUGGUGAAUACAUGAACAUCAGGAAGUGAAGAAAGUACGUCAAAAGUAUCAAGUCUCAGUUUUACAGUUGUAUGUAAAUUUUAAAUGUAUUACAUAAAGAUUGUUACAUAAGAAAGAAUUUUAAAUAAUGAUUUGAUAUCCCACCCCUUCCUGAAACUUUUUAUGUGGUGUCUUUUUCUUUCUCCCCUUUAAAACUUUUUUUUCCUUUUAAUUUUUCUUUCGCUCCUUAAACUGAUGUUUCUCAAAUCAUGGCCCUAACUACCUAUGUCAGACUCACCUAGAAGUUUGUGGAAAAUGUGUAGUUCCUGGCCUCACUGCAGACCUAUUGAAUGAGAAUCCUUGGGGGUGUUAAACACCCAAUAUUUAACAAAUCAGGUGAUUCUUAAGCAAAUUAAACAUUGAGGGCCCUGCUUAAAGGUGCAUGUCACUCUAGGUUCCGUUCUCAGCCUCCUUAUAGCUGUCUGCCUCGGUAAACCCAUUCCUUUCUUCACAUCUAACUGCUCUUUUUCUGAGCAGAAGACUCCAAACUCCUCCUUUUAUGUUCUGACCUCUUUCUCACACUCCCUUUCCACAGUUCCACCUGUUUUAAUCAGUAGAUCCAUCCUGGCACUUGAAGGGGUUAACAUAAUAAGAUCCAAACUCUCCAGAUUUUUAGGAAAAAAGAAUGAUGGAACCAGAAUCUUUAAAUGGAUUGAAUGACCAGGAAUUACAAACUGCCUUCUCUCUGAGUUUCACUUUUCCUUUGGAGGGCUUUUUUUUUUUUUCUUCUUACUAAAGCUGCACCCUGCCUGGUCCCUCCCAACUUUAAGUCUUAGAAAUAGCAUACUAUGAUGGUUAAAAGCACAGAUUUAAAUAUUUUCUAGCAGUAGAAUCUGGAGGCAAGUUACUUUAUUUCUCUAAGUUGUCUCUUCAGUAAAAUAGGAAUUAAAACAAUAAUAAUAGAGUUUUGAUUGUGGAAAUUAAAUGAUCAACACAUUUUAAGCAUUUAGUAUUGGACCUAGCAAUUAGUAAGUGAUCAAUUAAUGUUAACUAUUAUUAGUAAUAAAAGCAAGGAGAGAUUUCCCUUACUUUUCUUAGUAUAGCUGGGACAGAUUAUAAUUUUCCAGAAAAAAUUUAAUAAGAGAAAAAAGAAUAUAAAGAAAGAUAAUAUAAAAAGCAUAAAAACUAUCAAACUUUUAAGGUAUAGGUUUUUAAUUCUAGAGUACUUUACUUCUGUCUGGUAGAACCUAAGUAGUCGGUCAAAAGAAUCCCUAGGUAGUUCAAAGGUUAUUUCCCUUCCUGUUCUUUUCUUCAUUCUUUCCAGAGAAGGUGAUCCAGUCACAGAUCUUUGAGGGGACAAAAGUUUCAUGGCCCUGUCUAGAAGGGAAACACAUUCCUCCUAUGCUUUUCCAUAGGUUCCUAUCACCACCAAAGUCAGGGUCAUCAGGAUCCUCUCCUCCUUUACUAGGAGUGGAACCAGAGUUCAUAAGUAAAGAAAUCAUUAGGUCAGUUAAUCUCCUCAACUGAAGUCAGCAGUUGAGUUUCCAAAUCACAGUUUCCAAAUCAUCUGUGAAAUUUCCAAAUCAUCCUGAGUCCUCUCUUAUCUUGUCCUACCCUGGUCUUGACUCUUCAUCUUCAUUGGCUGUCACUCGAAUUUGGGAUCUCAUUACCUAACUUAUUACAAUAGAUUCAUAACUAAAUGCCAAAAUAUUCUAGAAUGGAUGUUUUACCAUUUUUCUUAAAAUACACCCCAGAUCAUGUCAGUCUCUGCCUUAACACUUUAACAAUUUCACAUUGCCUGUCACAUUAUUGCUAAACUCCUUCAUCUAGCAUUUCAUACUUUGACCACAGCCUCUUUGGUUCAGUCUCCUUUCUCUCUAUUCCCCUAAACAAACCUCAAAUUGUAGUCAAACCUCAUACUUUCUUGCCUUUUCACUGUUGUAUGGACUGUGCCCGCCCCCCCCCCGCCAAAUCUUUGCCAACCAAAUCCUUUCUCCCAUGACAGUUUAAGUGCUUCUCUUCUUUUCUGAUCACCUCAACUAACCAUGGCUACUCUCCUGAACCUUCAUACAGUGUCUAUAUAGUUCUUUAUGGCACUUGUUAUUGCUGUAUUACCACUGAACUCUGGUCUUCUAGGGACAGGGAAAGCAAUUUUUUUUGUACCUAGACAGUCAUUAGAAAGUAUUCAAUAUAUGUUAUGUGUUCAACAAAUUUUUGUUGAAUAAGUUAUUGAAGCUGUUAUACUUCCACAAAUAUGAUAAUAGAAAAAUUAUAAUUUAUAAGAACAUUAUGAGAUUAAUAAUAAUGUUCAGUUUGAUCUCUUUCCAAUACUUCAUGGGUUAGAAAUGCUUAUUUGAAAUUGUAUCCCUGUUUAUAAGAAUUUUGUUCAUGAUUAUCCUGAAAUGAGAAGUGAACAUGUUCCUGUUUGUGUCUCUAGAUUGAAAAGGCCUACCUUAUCUUCUUUGCUUUGAGUAAAAUAACUAGCUUUUUUAUUGUAUACACAGAAAUAUGGUCAACUUCAAGAAUAUCUAAAUUGGGCGGAUUACUUUCAAGAUGAGAAGUUUGACUGAAUUGUAACACAUUUCCUUCAGAGAAGAUUUUAUAAAUUCCUGUAAAUGUGAAGAUCAUGAAUCUUGUUUCUCUGUAUCAUGUGACAUAUUUAGAUAUUUUGUGUGUAUUUUCAUGGCAAAUAUCUUGUUUAAAACAUAUGUUCAUCUUAAUUUCCAUAAAAUGGCACUCUACAGUCAAAUAAAAGUUUUAUCUGCUGUACAUAGAAAACAGAAGUCUAAUAAUUUUUAAGUAAGAGUAUUUUAAAGUUAUAAAACAAUGCCUUUAUAACAGAUGAUUAUCAAGCAAAUGAGCUGUUCGUGUCCUGUCAGCUUAAUAGACAAAUACUGUAUUUUAAAAAUGAAUUCAGACUAACAUCUAUGUGUAUUUAUUAUUGAAUCCCUGCCCAGAUGUGUUUAUUAUCUUUUCACAGUAUUAAAUGAUCUGCACUGAUAUAUUCUUUGCUACUCUCCUUAUUUAGAUCAGUGGACCGUGGAAGAAACCGAAUGUCUCAUUCAGUUCAAUCCCCUCAUGUCAGAAUCAGAUUGUAGUUUACCCAUUCCAAAGAGGAGAGCUUUUCUCCUUUCCGAAAGUUCCCUUUAGAAAUAGAUCUCAGGCCUCCAGAGUCUUUCAACCGUCACAUUCAGGAAUAAUUUUGUGAUAUGUAUUUUCAUGCUUCACAAUGUUCUUUCUAUCUUUUAUUCAAUUUGUCUACAUGUUAAUGAUUAAGAUGUAUUUUAUUUAUUUUUAUCCAAAACCUUUCCCAUAUAUAUAUUUAUGUUAGGAUCUGAAGACCUCAGAGAGACAAAUUCAGCCAAAAAUAGUUUAAAAGAAUACUUUGGCAUCUGCAUUGCUUUGCACAUCUAAAUUUUCCCAUAAUAUAAUAAAGUGAAAUGGUUUCAUAGUGACCAAAUGGACCCUGUCUAUUCUGUAUCUUUAAUUCUUAAAGGUAGUGUCAUAGUAGGAUCUAUUUUACGGUGCAAUUUUAGAUAAUUGUUUCUCACCUCAAGUGUUGAUUGAACCUGGCUUCAGUUAUUAUGCGGUUCAUGCAUGGAGUUCAGUGUAUGUGCACACAUAAAAAGCUACACUUUAUUAAGUCCUUACAUAGAGAUUACUUAGUAUUUUCAUCAGUUUUCUGAAAUUAUCCCUAUUCUUAUUGUAAGCAAAACGAGUGGAAAAAGCUCACAAAAGUGCUGAGAAUACUGAGGCUGAUGUUUCACGUGAGAAGUACAUACCUUUUUGAAAAGUGUGAAAUAGAAAUUUCAGUCACAUAUCUCUAUUCUUAUUUCUCUGGCAUAUGGAAAUAAUCCUUAACUGAAAUGAAGCCAUAGUUGAAAGUUGAAGAUGAAGUGACAGUGCCCAAAAAGAAGCAAGGCAGAAUUGGAGGGAAAGUAAUAGUCAAGUUGGAAGGAUGAAGGAUCAUGAAUGACUUGUAAAAAGGAAGACCAUGGAAAAGGAAAGCGAAUGAUUUGUAAAGGAUCUCUAAUGCCCCUGGAAGCAUCACUUCUCAUACGUGCGUGACACCACAGACAAGCUUGAGAAUGCUGAAGAGCGAGAGUUCCUUCCACCUGGAGUUUUUAAAAUUAAUUUAUGUAUUGUUUGAAAUACCAUGCAUUUGAUUUGUAAAAAUUAAGGCACUAAUGAUUAGAGGGACUUAAUGAUGGCAGCUGACCCAGUUCCUAGGUCAGGCACCUUGUUGGCGUGAAGCAUUUUUCCUGUUGGAACAGCAUUCUGACUGUUGAUCAGGAAACGUAAAAGUAGUUUUGCUGAUGUCUGAGGUUACUGCAACCACGCAAACUUCUUCAGUGGGUGUUUGAAGAAUACAAGAGGCUUUUAGGCAUACGGUAACACCAAAAGAAUGGCAGAGAGACGGGCUGUUAGGAAAUGAGAAUGAGCAUAGAUUAGGGGGGCCAAAAGCAAGUAGUCCAUAAGAAAAUGGCAAUGUUGAAAAAACUGAAUUAACCUUUACAGGUAUUAUGACAUACUGUCUUAUUUUGUCAUCAUCAUAAUCAUCAGUAUCAUUGAUUCAAUAUAACAAUAAAAAAUACUUUGUAAACUUAAAA